Camellia sinensis is the source of this 1032-nucleotide messenger RNA. NCBI's taxonomy places the organism in Eukaryota, Viridiplantae, Streptophyta, Magnoliopsida, Ericales, Theaceae. The record is from RefSeq and is a predicted model, not a curated record.
AUGUACAAUUCAGAGUUUGAAGAAAGGGAAAGUCCACUGAAUAGGUCGAAGAGAACAGCUGAAAUCAUUUGGAGUGCUCGCAAGGAGGAGAUUAUUACUGAUUCUGAUCUAAGGGAAAUUGACCUGUACUCCUUUCAAGGUCUCCUAAAGCAUGAGGGAAAAGCAAAGUUUGGUGCGGCAAAUUUUAAUAUUGAUGGUCAUUAUCCAGUGAGGGAGUUGUGGGAUCGUGCUAGAAGCUGCUGGACCAAAAUCUUAACUCACGAAAGCAUGUUUGUUCUUGUGGUUGCUCACAAUGCUGUUAAUCAGGCCCUCGUUGCAACAGCGAUUGGCUUAGGCACCGAGUAUUUCAGGAUUUUACUGCAGAGCAAUUGUGGUGUGACUGUGCUGGAUUUCACCCCACGACUAGAGGGUGGGUCUCCAUAUAUAUGUCUUAAUCGCUUAAAUCUGACCCCAAAUUCACCUAUUGCAGCUGGAAGUUCUGGAGGCAGAAAAACCAGUAAUCGGAUAAUUCUUGUUUGUCAUGGAUCCUCACAGAGCGGCUCAGAGAAUGAAUACAAACGAGGGAUUAGUGGUUGGAACUUCAAUCUUGAAGACGUGAAGGCUCAAGCUUCCUUGAUCCAGGAUGAGGACAUUAUAUCUGAAAAAGAUCUGGGUGGAAGCUCAGUUAGUUCUUCUGGGCUUGACCAUGAAAAGGAAUUGCAGCAUCAGUUGUCUUCAGUGAGCUACUGUUCACAAGUUUCAGAUAUAGAAGAUAAUGAUCUGAUGCAGAAUAAACCAUCUUCUCUAUCAGCCGACGUAACUCUGACUAAUGCGUUUUAUGUUUUCUUGUUAACUAAAUUUGAGAAAUCCGAUGAUGAUGCAAGCAUUGCUGGUUCAAACCAUGAACACCAAGUUUCACAAAAUUCUGCCUCCUGUUUUGAGGAUAAUGUUAAAAUAAUUUGUCUGGAAAACCUGGCUCAGAUGUCAGUUGAAGAAACGUUGACGGCACGGCUGUGCAAGGUCAUCAAAGGAGGGGAAGUUCAUCAGUGGUGA